AUUAGUAUCCAGUGGAAUUCCAUCCAUCAGAAAUUUCACAUUUCUUUGGGCACAGUUGGCCCAAACUCAGGUUGCAGUAACUGCCACAAUACCAUUCUCCAUCAGCUUCAAGAAAUGUUCAACAAGACACCAAAUGUGGUUCAGUUAUUACAGGUACUGUUUGAUACUCAGGCUCCAUUAAAUGCCAUCAACAAACUCCCCACUGUACCGAUGUUGGGCUUAACCCAGAGAACCAACACCGCCUACCAGUGCUUCUCCAUUCUGCCGCAGUCGUCCACCCACAUCAGACUGGCCUUCAGGAAUAUGUACUGUAUUGAUAUAUACUGCCGGAGUCGAGGUGUUGUGGCAAUACGGGAUGGUGCCUAUAGUCUUUUUGAUAACAGCAAGUUAGUUGAAGGUUUUUAUCCUGCACCAGGAUUAAAGACAUUCCUGAAUAUGUUUGUUGACAGUAAUCAGGAUGCUCGAAGAAGGUCUGUGAAUGAGGAUGAUAAUCCCCCUUCUCCUAUAGGAGGAGAUAUGAUGGACUCUUUAAUAUCACAACUUCAGCCGCCACCCCAGCAACAGCCAUUUUCAAAGCAGCCAGGAACAUCAGGCGCUUAUCCUCUUACUUCGCCCCCUACAUCUUACCACAGCACAGUUAAUCAGUCUCCCUCUAUGAUGCACACACAGUCUCCAGGAACUCUUGACCCUAGUUCCCCAUAUACUAUGGUGUCACCAAGUGGAAGAGCAGGGAACUGGCCAGGGUCUCCUCAAGUGUCCGGCCCCUCACCAGCAACACGUUUGCCUGGAAUGUCACCAGCCAACCCAUCACUUCAUUCUCCAGUUCCAGAUGCUUCUCAUUCCCCUCGAGCUGGAACAAGUUCCCAAACAAUGCCAACAAACAUGCCUCCACCUCGUAAACUACCUCAGCGCUCUUGGGCGGCAUCCAUACCUACCAUCCUCACUCACAGUGCCUUGAACAUUUUACUGCUGCCCUCUCCAACACCAGGCCUCGUGCCCGGCCUGGCAGGUAGUUACCUUUGUUCCCCACUUGAGAGAUUCCUUGGAUCCGUCAUCAUGAGACGACACCUUCAAAGAAUUAUUCAACAAGAAACGCUACAACUGAUAAACUCCAAUGAACCUGGAGUAAUCAUGUUUAAGACUGAUGCACUGAAAUGCAGAGUAGCUCUCAGUCCCAAAACCAACCAGACCCUUCAGCUAAAAGUGACGCCUGAAAACGCAGGACAGUGGAAACCUGAUGAACUUCAAGUUUUGGAGAAAUUCUUUGAAACAAGAGUUGCAGGACCACCAUUUAAAGCCAAUACAUUAAUAGCUUUCACCAAGCUGUUAGGAGCGCCUACACACAUCCUCAGAGACUGUGUGCAUAUUAUGAAGCUAGAGCUGUUCCCUGACCAGGCAACACAGCUAAAAUGGAAUGUCCAGUUUUGCCUGACCAUCCCUCCCAGUGCACCACCAAUUGCACCUCCUGGGACUCCUGCUGUAGUGCUAAAAUCCAAAAUGCUGUUUUUUCUUCAACUAACUCAGAAAACACCAGUCCCUCCCCAAGAACCAGUUAGUAUUAUAGUUCCAAUCAUUUAUGACAUGGCUUCAGGUACAACCCAGCAGGCAGACAUUCCCAGACAGCAGAACUCUUCUGUUGCUGCUCCCAUGAUGGUCAGCAACAUUCUGAAGAGGUUUGCAGAGAUGAAUCCACCACGACAAGGUGAAUGCACAAUAUUUGCAGCUGUUCGUGAUUUAAUGGCUAAUCUUACACUGCCCCCUGGUGGGCGUCCAUAGACACUAUUGUUUUUAAACCAGGAAGGCUGACAAAUGAGACAAAACAACAAAAAAAAGUCUGAAUUCAGCCUUCAAUUUAAAAAAAGAAAAAGGACAUUUUUUUUGACUUUAAGAGCUAAAUAUUCUAAACUGGCAGAAUCUUUCAGGGUGCACUUCUUUCAUCAAAAAGACCAUCAAUCUUUUGUAUAGUGAACUUGUAUAGUGUGUUUAAAUGGGACACGUUUCAAACUAGGUAAUACAUCAGUGUCCGCUUGCCAGUUAUAGAUUUAAUAUUCUGUUUUAUACUAUAAAGUUAUGAAAAUGCCAAACUUGUUUAUUUAAUUGUUUUCUUAUGUUUUGGGUGUAAUAGUCCUUUUUUGAUUUUUGUUUUGUUUUUUAAGGCAGGUCUGUCAUUUUUGAAUACUGUAAAACUGUGACAAACUUUAUAUUGAAGCUGUAUUUUAAUAUGACUGCUUUGAAUCCUUACAUGAAAAUGUUCUGGGAGUUGUUAUAAACACAUCCCAAGGAAGCAAUAUUUAAUAAAACUAGGUUAAAAAAGUGACACUCACUUGUGUGUGUAUAAGCUCUCUAGACUUCUUAGGGCCUCCCUUUAUCUUUAACCUGGUGGGGCCAGUAAUUUUCUAAUAAUAUAUGUCUGAAAUUUGACCAAAAACAUCUUUGUUUAAAGGUUAAGUUUUUUUCUUCAGACAUUCCUAACUUGAGAGGUGGUAACAUUUAGCACCUCAGUUGCCUUUCAAUGUAGGAUUUGGGUAAAAAAAAAAAGAAUCAUGUUUUUGAGAAAAGACAGUAAUUUAUACUGAUCAAGGAUUUCAAAUAAUGCAGUCAUUCUCAUCUGUUGAGGAUAUGGAAACUUUUCUGUUAGGCAAAUUUCAUUUACAAGAUACUUCUGCAUAUAGCAUUAACUAGGAAACAAAAAACUUUAGUGCUCACCCUUGCAUGAAGUUCUGUGAUUUUUCUUUAUCUUACUUCUUGCCUUCCCCACCAAAAUUGGGGUCGUUCCAGACAGUCUCAAUUUAACUCGUAGUCAACAAAAUGAUAGAAUUUUUUACUUGAAAGAAACCUGGUCCAAUCAUUUUUAAGAGUCCUGAAGACUCAAGGCCUGUCCAGAGUCCAAUGGAGUUUCUGGUACUGACACUUCUCAGCAGGGUUUCUUUUUGGAACACUAUACUAUAUCUCCCAGUCGGUCAAGGACUUUUUUAAGCUUCAAAGAACAUGAUCUAAAGCAAAGGUCUUCUGGUGACUUGUUGUUAUUUGGAAAAAAAUUUUUAAAUGAUAAUACCAUGCUAAAUUAUCUAGUCAUUGUAAUACUGGUUCUCCAUUAAAUUUUAGAUGCCUUGUCUAUUUCUACUUUAAGAUGAUUUAAUUGAACUUCUAUAACUCUAAUACCAAAAUUCUAGUUUCAAGCAUCUCACUGCAACUGUGUCAUAUCUGUUCUCAACUUUGCUUGAUUCUCCUAUUUCUGGUCAGAGUUGAGACCUUCUUUGUCUUCUGUGUCUUAUUUUCUGCCUUUGUCUCCUGCUUCUCACCCAACUCUGCCACUAUUCCAGAGUAGGUGACUAAACUUUUAUCUUUCCUUUAACUUACCUUUUUAUCUUUCUAUUUUCUGUUUCUCCUCACAUUGGUUUGGCAAUCUAACAUACCUUUAUCGGGGAUCAGCCCUUUUCUGUUUGGAGCUGAAUCCCUUUCUUUCAUGUAGAAAUCUACAUGUAUAUAUAAGAAAUGUAUUUUUAUCUGCAGGAUGAUAUUGUGUCAAAUUUUAUUAAUAGAGUUAACUUUUCAGGUAUUUUCCCUUUUUAAGUGUGAUUUUGAAAUGUUUAAUUGCAUUUUUAUACAUGAUGCAUUCAAUGGACAUUUUCCUAAUUAUUACUCACCUUUGGAUGCAUUGUGCAAAUCAAAAGAUAGGAAUCAGUGAAUAGAAUUUGCUUUUGAUGCUUAUUAAGAGUAAAUCCAUGAAUUUGAAUUUUGAUAUCAUGCUUGAUACUUGGA
Molecule: messenger RNA, 3762 nt
Organism: Castor canadensis (American beaver)
Lineage: Eukaryota; Metazoa; Chordata; Mammalia; Rodentia; Castoridae
Source: RefSeq, a predicted model, not a curated record